CUCUAACAAGUUCCAGUUUUGACAAUAUAACAUAACCUACAAGAUACAACGUGAAUGUGUUAAAAUGAAAGUGAGCAAUAAAACUACGUUAGCCGAUAAAAUUGCAGGUAUUUUAAAUACUGCACCUUCUUCUUUCGACCCAGAAGAUGAUGUUGAUGCCACAACCGCUCAAGUACUACCUGAAAAUGGUGAAGAUGCUUACGAAGAGGAAGCAAUUUUGAGUAAAUUUAGACGCGCUAAUGUUGAUUUAUUGGCUGAUUUAGAUGAGAAGUAUGCGGGGAAAAAGACCAGUAGAAAGAAUCUCGGGGAUUCUGACUCUGAUGAAGUACAGUCUGAGGAUGUUGAUUCUAGUGAUGACGGAGAUGACCAAAAUGAGGACGAUAGUGGUGAAUUUAAUAAGAAUGCUGAAGAUGAGGCAGAAUCAGAAGGAACUUCUUCAAAUGACGAAGAAGAAAGUGGCGAUGAUGAAGAAGAUGACAGCGAAAUAAGUGAAAAUGAUGAUGACGGGCAGUUAUUAGAGGAUUACCCAGACGAUGCUAAUUUUAAAAAUAUAAAGGAAACGAAUGUUUCGAAUCAGAUAAAAAAAGGAGUUUGUGUACGAAAUCAAACAGCCAUGUGGGAAAAUUUAUUAGAAGUAAGAAUUCAGUUACAAAAAUGUCUCAUAACUGCCAAUAAAAUGCCACAAAAACUUGCAUUCAGUGAAAUUAAAAAAGAAUCGGGUCCAGAGUUUAUGAAUAAAGUGAAUGAAACAAAGGGAAAUGUGUGUUCUACAUUGGAUAAACUAUUAUUAUUGCAAAAAUUGCUGCUAAAACAGUUCCCAGAGACAAAGAAACUGGGACAGGGAAUUUCAAACAAUGAGGUCAAUGUGGACGACGAAGAAAUACCAAGCGACACCGAUGGCGAAUUGUCUGCAGAAGAGGAAAAAGAAGAAAUUGCACAAACGUCUCCAAAAACAAAGAAAAGAAAAUUAGAGGACUACGAACACGAACUUUCGGAUCAACACAAAAAGUACAAAGAUUACAGAAAUAGUGUAAUCCAAAAGUGGAAUGAUAAAACUCGGGUAGUUGUAAAAGGAGAUACCAGUUCACAUUCGGUUUUGGAUCACAUCGAAUAUAAUUUAAGCAAUAAAGAAAAAUUAAUAAAGAGAACUCAAACUAAACGGUCUCAGUAUUCAAUCGUGGGUGAAGACAUCAGGGACGACAAAGUUGAUGAUGAAUAUAAUACUGAGGUAUUUGAUGAUGAUGACUUUUAUCAUCAAUUGUUGAGAGAAUUGAUAGAAGUCAAGUCUGCUGAUGUUACUGAUCCCGUUCAGCUAGGAAGACAGUGGAUACAGUUACAAAGUAUGAGAAGCAAAAUGAAAAGGAAAGUCGAUACAAGAGCAACAAAAGGGAGAAAAAUUAGAUAUGCUGUGCAUAAUAAGUUAGUUAACUUUAUGUCUUCAAUUGAUGAGAAUUUGUGGACAGAUGAAGCAAAAAAUGAACUAUAUAAUUCAUUAUUUGGAAAAAAUCAACACACUUUUAAUGCGUAAAAUAAAUUUUAUUAAAUGUA
Zophobas morio is the source of this 1548-nucleotide messenger RNA. RefSeq names its product protein AATF-like. Gene Ontology annotation, biological process: regulation of transcription by RNA polymerase II. The transcript is spliced from 3 exons. The record is from RefSeq and is a predicted model, not a curated record. Lineage: Eukaryota; Metazoa; Arthropoda; Insecta; Coleoptera; Tenebrionidae. The coding region runs from base 65 to 1528 and encodes 487 amino acids. Gene Ontology annotation, cellular component: nucleolus; nucleus.